Messenger RNA from Lepidothrix coronata (blue-crowned manakin), 816 nucleotides. RefSeq names its product gastrula zinc finger protein XlCGF7.1-like. Gene Ontology annotation, biological process: regulation of transcription by RNA polymerase II. The record is from RefSeq and is a predicted model, not a curated record. The transcript has 2 exons. Gene Ontology annotation, molecular function: DNA-binding transcription factor activity, RNA polymerase II-specific; RNA polymerase II cis-regulatory region sequence-specific DNA binding. NCBI's taxonomy places the organism in Eukaryota, Metazoa, Chordata, Aves, Passeriformes, Pipridae. The annotation marks the transcript as partial.
GGCUGCAAAGCCAGUCAAGAGUGCUCUGAGGAGGAAAGACUCAGCCUGUGCCAGGAAGGCGGCCGGAGCUUGAGGCGGAGCUCUGAUCUGGUGGUCCCUGAGCAGCCUCCCAGCAGGGAGAAGCCCUUCCUGUGCUUGGAAUGUGGGAAGAGCUUCAAGAAGAGCGCCCACCUGAUCCGCCACCAGCACAUCCACACUGGAGAACGGCCCUAUACAUGUGGGGAAUGUGGGAAGAGCUUCAAUAACAGCUCCAACCUCCUCACCCACCAGCACAUCCACACUGGGGAACAGCCCUACACGUGUGGGGAAUGUGGGAAGAGCUUCAGUGACAGCUCCACCCUCCGCUCCCACCGACACAUCCACACCGGGGAACGGCCCUACAAGUGCUUGCAAUGUGGGAAGAGGUUUCAGCGCAGCUCAACUCUCCUCAGGCAUGAGCAGACACACACGGAUGAGAGGCCCUUCCGCUGCACCGACUGUGGGAAGGGCUUCAGCCGGAACUUCACCCUUAUCACCCACCGGCGGAUCCACACCGGGGAGAGGCCCUACAAGUGUGGGGAGUGUGGGAAAAGCUUCACCCAGAGCUCUGCCUUGAUCUCACACCAACAGACCCACUGAUAAGAGAAGCCCUAUCAGUUCCCCGACUGUGGGAAGAGCUUCGGCCGCUGCUUCCAUCCCGAAUGAAGCCCCUGAUGCUGAGGCAACCCCUGGAGUCCAGUGACUGUCAGUCCAUCCCUUUCGACCACAAAGGGCCAGUCCCCUUUCCCAGGGGCAGCUUCUGCCAACAGAACCCUUUCUGGGGGUCGUGGGGAUAUU